This is a messenger RNA of Diabrotica balteata, 453 nucleotides long. Lineage: Eukaryota; Metazoa; Arthropoda; Insecta; Coleoptera; Chrysomelidae. The record is from the annotation of a GenBank genome assembly.
AUGAACUUGCCUUGAAUAAUAUUGUAAUCAAUAAUCAGUAUCUGGUGUUUUACAUUGAUAACAAUGCUUUGUAAAAUAUUUUUAUUUGCAUUGUUCCUUGCAGUGGUAGUGGCACAAGUACCUGACCCUGAUGAAACAGCCGAAGAAGCAUGGCCAAAAUACAAGGAAAAGUUUAAUAAGUCGUAUGACGAAGCUGAAGAUGCCAUGCGGUUUGCUCUAUUUAAAGAAAGAUUCUACAAAAUUAUAGAGCACAACAAAAAGUACGAUGCUGGGGAAGUAUCAUGGAGAGAGGGAUUAAACGAAUUUACUGACUGGACAGAAGAACAACGGGAAAACCUGGAGGGUCUCUUACCGCCUGUUGAAAAAGAUGCUGUAUAAAAGUACAUUUAGUUAAAAGUACAAAAAUUAUGACUAAAACCUUGAUAAGUAUUAAGUAAAGUGAUUAUUCGGCAA